Coffea arabica (coffee) is the source of this 3653-nucleotide messenger RNA. Lineage: Eukaryota; Viridiplantae; Streptophyta; Magnoliopsida; Gentianales; Rubiaceae. The record is from RefSeq and is a predicted model, not a curated record.
CAAUAGUUAAGAAAUAAAAAACUCAAAUCGAGUGCAGGCCAGCAGAUUUAAACGCUAAUAUUGCUUCUUUGAUUCUUAAAAACUUGACAAAAUUCAAGGAAGAAAGGGGUUGACUGGAAUAAUGAAAUGUUGAGAAAGGAGUAAACACUUCUUGAUCUAGUGAAGUUGUUCUAUGACUGCGCAGAAACCUGAAGUUUGAGAUGGCUUCUAGUUCCAUUAAUUCAGUCUUACAUAACAUCAAGCCUUUGUUAGAUAAUAUAGAUGACUUGGCAAAUAUAGAUCCAGAGUUGGUGAAGAAAGAGAAGUAUAAUGAGGGGCUGAAAAUUGUGAAGCUUGAAUCAAAACUUGUGAGAACUUUUCUUCUUUGUGCAAGAAGAUGGAGCCUCGAUGGAUGGAAGGAUGCAAGGCUUGAAGCUUUCUUGUCUAGCCUUCAAGAUGCUGUUCUCUAUCAUGCUCAGGCCUUUUGCGUUCUAACGGAGGAUGGAAUCUCCUUCAGCGAUCAUUUGGACCAAGCGAUCCUUGAUUUUAGAGCAAAAUUCAGCUCUUUUGACAUUGAAAUCAGCACGAUGUACUGCAGUUUGCGGGCUUUUGUAGUGCCAUCCAAUCUCUCUGCUUUGAUAGAUGAAGUACUAGUGGAAUUCGUUGACUCGCUGUUAGAGAAUCUGGUGGAUGUUGUCAGCCCGAUUGAAGCUUAUGAUCGAGGUUUGCAUAAGAUAAAGUUCGAAGCCCUCCAAGAGAAGUUAAAAUUUUUGAAGGAUUUUGUUCUCUUUGCAACAUGGCAAGGUGUUGAGUCUAGUCUGUUGAAAGAUCCCACCGCUGGCUUGCAAGCUGUGGCAGUCCAGGCAGCGGACCUCUCUUACAGUUGUUGGUUUGACAGACUAUUUGAUAAAAAAGAGUGUAAUGAAAUGCACUCUAUGAUUUCUGAACUGCUACAGGACAUCAAGCAUCUUCAUUCCCAGUUUCACGAGAGUUGUAUCCAGGGCUUAAGAAGUUCAAAAUUAUCAGGUUCAUUGCAGACCUUAAAUCUUGAGAAAGAUAUGUGUAUAGUUGGGGAUUUUGCUGAUUCCCUCACAGGUAUACUUUGGGAGGUUUUAAACCGCAACACCAGCUUUGUGGUUGCAAAGCAAGAUCAGAUGCAAAUGCUCUAUGAUGGACUCAGAUUCUUGAGAACCAUUCUCAAAAGGCAGCAGGAGAAGUUCAGUGGGUUACACCAAAAAAUGAUGGAUCUUGUAGGAGCUGCAGUCAAUGAGGCUGGAAUUUUGAUUCUUUCACUUUCUGCAAAUGAAACAGGAGGAGGCCUGCCCAAGGACGUGGAUCUUGGAUUUUCUGAUUUGCUCCAGAAGAUUAAGCUUAUUAGAUUGGUAACGUCAACUCUCAAAUCUCCGGGGACCAACGGGCUUGGCUUAAUAAAGUUUCUUCUAAAGAAUCUGAUGGAACUCGCGGAGCUUGAUUUCCUUGCUCAUUCAAAGGAUAAAAUCUGGACAGUCCAGAAAGAUUUUGUAUUCUUAGGAUCUGUUUUUGAGAAGAUUGCUGAGCAGCAUAACAAGCAUGAAAAGCUCAAAGCUUUCUGGAGUCAUGUUAUUGAGGUAGCAAACAAGAGAUAUAGGUACUUCAUUGUCUUGGAUGACAUAUGGGACAUUGAUGCAUGCAAUAUCUUGAAAAGAUCAUUUCCAGAUGAUAAAAAGGGAAGCAGAGUUCUCAUAACAAGCCGACAGUAUGAGGUGGCUUCACAAGUUGAACCUGACCGCGAACCUCACCGUCUUCGCCAAUUCACUGAUGAUGAGAGCUGGGAUUUACUACAGAAGAUGCUCUUUCCCACUGAACCUUAUCCUCCUGAACUAUGCACAAUUGGGAAGCAAAUAGCAGAAAAUUGUGGUGGGCUGCCUCUCACAGUUGUGAUUGUGGCUGGAAUUCUUGCAACAAUAGAACAAGAUGGGUGGAAACAAUUUGCAGAAAGGAUGAGUGCAAGAAAUGUUAGUCUCACAGAGCAGUCAAUGAAUAUGUUAGAGUUGAGCUAUAGGCAUGUACCUGACUACUUAAAGCCAUGCCUUCUUUAUGCUGGAGCAUUUCCACAGGGCCAAGAAAUUCCAAUUCAAAGGUUGUUGCGGUUAUGGAUUGCUGAAGGGUUUGUUAAGGAAGUUGAGCAGAAGAAAGUAGAGGAAGUGGCAGAGGACUACAUGAUGGAUCUGAUUGGCAGAAGCUUAAUUAUAGUUUCCAAACAAAGAUCCUUUGGUGGCGUUAAAACUUGUCGAGUUCAUGAUUUGGUACGCGAGUUUUGUGCAACAAAAGCCAAAGAAGAGAAUUUUUUUCAGUUGUUACAUGGUUAUGAGGGGCUUUUUACUUUUAGCGAGUCAUUCAAUACAAGAAGAUUGUGCAUAUACUCUAAGCAAGAGCAUUUUGAGAAGUCAAGGCUAUUCUGUCCUCAGAUACGUUGUCUAAUGUUCUUUUCUCAUGGUGAUGGGUACCCAAGAAAGUACUCCGAUAGCUUGUUCAUCUUUCAAAUCUGCAAACUUCUUAGAGUGUUAGAUUUGGGACAGGUUUUCCUAGGUGAAAAUUUUCCAACUGAAAUAGAGGUGCUUGUUGAGUUAAGGUACUUGGCAAUCCGUGGUAUGAUGCAAUCCAUCCCAUCUUCAAUAGCCAACCUCUCCAAUUUGGAAACCUUUAUUCUCGAUGUCUAUUUGGGUGAUGUUAUGUUGCCAGAGACAAUCUGGAAUAUGACGAAUUUGAGGCAUCUAUGCAUCAGUGGUAGUUCCGGUGACAUUAGCCUGGCCAAAGACGUGCAUGAAAACUUCUCCAUUCUGUAUAACUUGAGCACUUUCUCCAAUCUGUUGCUUUUCAUUGAUCCAAGCAUGGAAAAGAUAUUGAGAAAGUUCCCAAACAUUCGUAGGCUAAAAUGCGAACUUUCUGAACCGGAAGAUCCAGUUCCAGAUUGCAGUAGGAUUGUGAAAAUGAAUUUUCUAAGUCAGCUAGAAUCACUUAGUCUAUCUCUAUAUUUCACUGAACAACGAGCUAUUCAGUUUCACUUUCCAGUUAACCUCAAAAAGUUGACUCUCUCGGACUUCUCCUGGAGUAUGAUUUCCGUGAUUGAGGAACUAUCCAAUCUCGAGGUUCUCAAAUUAUUGGAUGAUAGAGCAGAUCAGGGGGACAUAUGGGACGCAAGUGAAGAGGAAGAAAUCCCAGAGGAAGAAGUCGGGGAGGAUUUCCAUGGGGAGGGAGCUGAUGAGGAGAUAAGAUGGGACAUCACAGAAGAAGUUGAAUUCCCCAAACUCAGAAUCUUAAAAUUGUCUCGCUUGAAUAUCGUCAGGUGGACAGGAUCAGGUGAUCAUUUUCCACGUCUUCAAAAAUUAAUAUUGGAGCAGUGUUGGAAAUUGAAAGAAAUUCCUUCUUGUUUGGGGUCUAAUUCACCUCUAGAAAUGAUUGAGAUUCGCUGGUGUCCGCCUUCUGUUGUAAGCUUAGCAGAGGAGGUUAAGGAAGGACAGGAGGAAAUGGGAUACGAGGACCUGCAGAUUCUCAUCUCAGCCAAAGCAGAAUAGCAUAGUAUCACAUUUUCAUUUUUCAAGUGUACCUCACAUUACAUGUUAACUGGAAAAAUCAUUCUAUCAAGUCAAUUCGUCCGAAAUGCAUUAUAAAAUCAGAUCAUCUUUUCAUUGUAA